AUGGAAUACACAUUCAAAUCGUAUAAGCAUAAACAUUUAAUGUUAUUAAAAGAAAAAUGGGGGGGUGAAAUAAAUAAGCAUCUAUUAUAUUCCUUAAAUGAUAUUGAUACUAGGAUAGAAACAAGAGAAGAUAAUAAGAAUAAAGAAUCAUAUUUAUUAGAAAAUAAGGAAAAUUUGAAUAACCAUUUUUAUGAAUUAAAUUAUUCUAAUAUAUUUAACACUAUUCAAUAUUCAUCAGUAUGUAUAAGUAUUUUUAUAAAUGAAAAUGAAACAAAAGAUAAUAUUAUUGGAAUAGUUUCAAUAGAUUAUGAUUUGUUACCAAAUUUUGAAGAUGUAGAAAAUGAGUCUUAUUGUAGUGAUAAUAAAAUUGAGAAUAUUAAUUAUUUUGUAAAUGAAUUAAAUUUAGAUGAUUUAUAUUAUUAUUUAUCAUUGUACAUAAAAAAAUAUAAUAUUGUGUCUAAUUUAAAUAAUAAUAAUACAUUAAUAAUAAAUUUAAUAAUAACAGAUAAUACAAAUUAUUAUUAUUAUGAUGAUUUAUUUUUUUAUUUAUUUAACGAAUUUGAAGAUAUUUCUUUUAUUUUAUUUUUUUUGAAAAAUGAAAAUAAUAUUGAAAAAAUUGAUAUAUUAAAAAAAGGUAUAUUAAUUGAUUUAGAUAGUUUAACCUAUGAUAAUGUAAAAAAUAUAUCAAGAUCAAAUUUAAAAUAUAAUAAAAUUUUUUUAAUAAAUAAAAAUAUGUUUGUUAAUAAAAUAUACAUACGUUCAACCACUAGUUCAGAUAUAUAUGAUUUGCAUGAGCUAUUCAAAAAAUAUGUUUAUCAGCCUGAAUAUAAACCUAACAAUUAUCUAAUGUAUGAUAUAAUUGAAAAUAAAACAGAAAAUGAUAUAUUAAUUAGUAUCCUAAAUAGUAGAGAAAAGAUUAUCGGAUUCGUUUGGUUAAAAAAAAAUAUAGAUAUUAACAUUCUUGUUAAUUUAUACAACUUGAAAAAAUACAACUACCUAAUUAAGCAAGACUUAUAUUCUGCAAUAUCCACACAACUGGUUCCUUAUAAAGAUGGAGAUAAAAAUUUAAACAAAAUGAAAAAAAAAUAUUUAUUUGUGGAGUUUAAACAGCAUAUAUUAAAAAGCAUAAAAAUAGAAUCUAUUAAAGAUUUAGAAAAAAACUAUGAAAUUGAAAAUAAAGUUAUAUAUGAUUAUUUAAAUGAUCAUUUAAUUAAAGAUGUAGAUGCAUAUUUUGAAUAUUUUAAAAAUAAAAAUUUAAAUAUAAGUAGUACUAUAAAAAAUAUAUAUAAUAAAAUGCAGUAUGAUUACGAGAAUCUAAAGAACAAUGGGGAAGGAGACUCUAUCAAUUUUGUUCAGCUGAAUAAGCUAAUAAAUUUGUAUGCCCACAUAAGUUUUGCUGAUAUUUCUAAAGUGAGCAAGACGUUUUAUGAUAAUUUUGAAAAGAUAGAGAUACUAUAUUUUAAUUUUAACAAUGAUAAGACAUAUAAAAAAAUAUAUGAAAAUAUAAAAAAGAAAAAAGAGGGGAUCAUAGGAGAUGACUUAUCUGAGAAUAAUACAAAAAAAAUGAAUAUUAUUAAGUUAAAUUAUGAUAGUAGUGUUAAAAAAACAGAAAGAGAAUACAAAAAAGUUGUAAAUUUAUCUUAUUAUGAUAUAUUUCUUUUAUUACAAAAUAUUUACCCAGAUAUAUUUAAAACGAAUGAAAUAAUAUUGUUAUUUUUAUUUUUGGAUCUAUAUGAAAUCAUUUUAGUUACUGAAUCGACAAUAUUCGAUUGUGUUUCUUUCAAGACACAUUUAGACGAAUUAAUAAAUAUAAAUAAAAAUUAUUUUAUAUACAAAUAUAAGCAUAUAGAUUGGUUAUCUAAUUUACGUGAUGAUGAUAAAAAUGCAUAUUCCCUAAAUUUGUUUGUUUUAAAUGAUAAGUAUUACAGCAAUUCAAAAGAGAUUCUACUAAAAAUAGAAAAGAUAUGUUUUAAAGAAGUAGAUUAUAUAAUUGCCACAAAUAACGAACGAGGAUAUAUCCCUUUUAUCUUGAAUUAUUUUAACAUGAUAAAAAAAAAGAAAAAAGCAAACACUUUAGAAUCUUUAUAUAUAUUAAAUAAGUAUACUUUAUUUUUGCCACCUAUAACUGAUUAUAUGAAAAUAAGUGAUAUAGAAGAUGUUCAAAAUUUUCUUAAGAAUUGUGAUUCUGAUAAAAAAAAUGAAAUAAUUCAUACAAUUUUAUCUUUAAAAAAAUAUUGUAAAAAUAAAAUGGAUACUGAAAAAACUGUUUAUUCAUCAGAUGCCCAUAUUUGGGAGCUCAAUUUUUAUCAAGCACAGAACUAUUACAUAUUUGUGAGCCGAUCUGGAAAUAGCAUAAUCAAUGUAACAUCAGGACGGAUAUUGAAUAAUCUGGAUUUUUAUUAUAAAGAUAAAAUUUAUGAUUUUAAAAAUAUCAUAGUUCAAAAUGAAAACAAGAAUACAAAGCAUUUCCUAAUGUCUUUUUUUUCAUCGAUUAUAAUUUUCAAAUACUAUGAUAAGAAUGUUAUUCACAACAUUUUACGAUUAAUAAAGGCGUGCUCAUGCCAUGUUGAAAUUAGUGACAACAGAUUUAGAGACGUAUACAAACAUUUUAAAAUAUUGAAAAAAAAAGAUAAUAAAAUAAAUAUAAUUAAAAAAAAAAAAAUUUGUGAUAAUAAAAAAUGUAUGGAAACAUAUAGAGAAGAAGAAAAAAAAAAAAAAAAAUAUUUAAUUAUCACAAAACAAAUGUGUUCAAAAAAAAGUAUCAAUAUAGACAAUAAUUUAGUUUUUUGGGGAAUCAAUGAUAUAUGCUUAUAUACAUUAUAUAAAAUUCUAAAAAAUAAUGAAUAUAUUUUUAAUAACAUAAUUAUAAUAAUUAGAUAUAAAAAUAAAUAUUUAUGUAAAAAUGUAAUUGAUAAAUAUAAUAACAUAACAAAUGUAAGUCUUGAUAGAUUAACUAUUUAUAAUAAUUUAAAAAAUAUGAUGGUUAGUGAUCGAAUAAAAAUAAUAUAUGACAAUGUUUAUAACAUUGAUAGAGAAAAUAAAAAACUUGAAUUAUCUCAAAAAAAAUGGAUACACUAUGAUUAUCUAUUUUUAUGUUUUGAUAAAGAAGAUAUAACAACCUAUUCGUUUGAUAUUGAUAGUUAUCAAAUAGGAAAAAAAAAAAAUUUUAAUUUUUUAGAACUAUCUAAUCAUUCUCUUGAUAAAAAUGAAAAACUCGACUUUUUGGUUAAGGCAAAGGAUUAUCAGAAGUAUGAAAAUUGCGAAGAUGUAGAAGUCGAAAUAAGCAAAGGUGUGAAAAAAUAUAAAAAAAAAAAAAAUGAAAAUUGUAGAGACAAUGAAUUGGAAAAAGAAAAGGAAAAGGAAAAGGAAAAAGAAAAAGAAAAAUAUACAACCUCUGAAAGUUCUGAUAUAUAUGAUGAAAAGAUAAAACCGAAAAAUAAAACAUUUCAGAUAAAUGAAAAUAACGAAAUUGGUAAAACUCCAAAAAUAAAAAAAAUUAAUAAAGGAGACAAUCCUGAAAUAACAAUAAAAAACGAAAACGAAAAAGAAAAAGAUUAUUAUACAGAUUAUUAUACAGAUUAUUAUACAAAUUAUUCGACCCCACCAUCAAGUUGUUUUGAUACUAGUGAAGAGAGUAGCAGUUGUGUUAAAGAUAUAUUAAAUGAUGGAAAACAGUCAGCAAAUUUGAAGGGAAAUAAUGAAGCGAAGAAAGAAACGAAGAAUGAGAUGAAAAAAGAAGCGAAGAAAGAAGCGAAGAAAGAAACGAAGAAAGAGAUGAAAAAAGAAACGAAUAAACGAUCAAUCAAUGGCGUAUUUAGUAUUAGCGAUCCAAUGCUUGAAAAACAUUUUGAUGAAAAAAGUAAAUAUAUGAAAAUAGUAAAAAAUGGUGUUAAUUAUAUUGUUAUAUAUAGUAAUAAUUUAGAUAUUUUAAGUAUUAUAAAUUUUUUUUUAAAAAAUAAAAUAAAGACAUAUAAAUUAAUUAUUAUAUGUCCAUAUAAUUGUAAUAAAUGUGAUAGAGAAAAUAUGAAAGAAAUGAAAAAAGAGAGUGUAGAAAAAGACAAUGAUAAAAAUGAUGGGGGAUGUAUAAAAGAUUAUAUUUUCAAAGAACGAGGAUAUUAUAAAAAUAAAGAAGAUUUAAAAAAUAAUUAUUUAUUUUUAAAUAAUACAAAUUUGAGUAACAAUUAUUAUCAUAAAAAUUGUGUAUUAAAAAAUAUAAAAUAUGCAUUAAAUAAAAUAUUUUUUUUAUUUCAUCUUUUAAAAAUACGAAUAAUUUAUGGACAAAUUAUUGCAAUUAAAAAAAAUAAAGAUAAUAAAUUAAAAAAUAUUAUUGUCCGUUUUUGCAAGCAUAAAAAAACAGACCAAUCACUUAUAAAUCAAAAAAACAUAAUUUUUAAAAAUUUUAUUAUAUUACCAUGUCAUAUACUUUUAUCCUCAUAUCAUUUUGAUAUGAACAAUCAUCUUAAUUAUAUUCUUAGAAAAUCGUCUAUAGUAUACAACCAAAAAAUAUGUCUUAAUCACAAUUUUCAGACAAACGACAAAUUUAUAUUCAGUGGGGGAGACCUUUGUGCAUUUUCGAACAAAUAUCGUAUUAACAAAAACAGGGAAUUAAAUCAUGAAUAUUAUAAUAGUGUUGAAAUAGGAAAAAUGGCAAGCAAAGAGAUUCUAAAAAUAGUUUUAGAUAAAUGUAGAAUACCUUAUAAUGUACUUAAAUUAAAAAAGAAAAGCAAACAAAUGGAGAACUGCGAAAAAAAAAACAAAAAAAUAGAGAAUUGCGAAAAAAUGAAAGAGAAAAAAAUAGAGAAUUGCGAAGAAAUGAAAGAGAAAAAAAUAUUUGAGAGUGAUAAAAAAUCAAUGGAAAACAUCCAAAAUAAAUGUGAUGAUAUUUUUUAUUAUUAUAAAAAAUUAAAAGUAUUUGAAAAACCAUUUGUUUAUUUUAACAAACUUCCUUGUGAUUUUUAUUUUUAUUACUUUCAAGCUUCAAAUGGUGAUUUAUGUAAAUACAAUGAUUUGUUAGCACCCCAAAGUGGAGAAGAAAAUAUAAAACCAAAUAUUAAUGAGAAUAAUGAUAAUUCUAGACAAUUUAAACAAGUAUAUAAUAAUGCAUUCUGUACUGAUACCUUAAAAAUAACCAUAAAAAAUCAACCAGAAUUAAAUGAAAAAUUUAAUGUAAAAUAUUUUGAUAUAUCAAAAAAUAUACACGCUCAAGGUUACUAUUGCCGAAUCACAACAAAUUCGCUAAACAUGAUAAAUUCGUUUACUUAUUUGGGACGAGAAAAAUUAAACUUUUAUAAUUUGAGCAAUCUUUGUAAUUUGUCUAUAAAUUAUUUUUAUACUAUUGUUAAAAAAGUACAAACUUGUAAUUCUCUCAAUUAUGAUAUACUUAGUAUGAUGAAUGAAGAGAGAGAGCAAUUUAUUUUUUAUUACAAAUUUCAAGAAUAUAAAAAUAAGUUAAAAGAAAAAAUAAUUAACACCCCACAUAUGAAAGAAUCCAUACAACUUCUGAUUAAGGAUGCCUAUGACAAAGAUGUAUUGAAAACAUAUUUGGAAUAUAAAAAUUCAAAUGUAGAAGAUAAUGAUGUGUGUAAAAAUAUUAAGAAACAUGUUCAAAUACAUUUAAUAGAAUCUAUAAAAAAAAAUAGAGAUUUGCUAAAUGGUUAUUACAUGCCUACAUGUAACUAUUGA
This is a messenger RNA of Plasmodium yoelii, 5682 nucleotides long. Its product is annotated as conserved Plasmodium protein, unknown function. The transcript is spliced from 14 exons. Bases 1 to 5682 code for a protein of 1893 amino acids. The record is from RefSeq and is a predicted model, not a curated record. Lineage: Eukaryota; Apicomplexa; Aconoidasida; Haemosporida; Plasmodiidae.